AUGAGCGAUAUUCUCCGCGCACGAGAAGACUUGCGUCUUGGUCGAUUCGAAAGUGCAGCAUACAACGCUGAGCGUUUGCUUGCAGGUGAACCAGAAAACCCCGCUGCAGUAGAGGUGCUCGCGCAGGCGCUGCUUUCAGCGGGUGAGGCGCGGCGUGCGCUACACCGACUCGAGCGCUAUCGGACAAGGCUGCCUUUGGAAGAGACUGUUUUUAUUCGCUUGAUCGAAGCUCGAUGUCUGGCGGAACUGAGGCUAUACGAGGACCAGGUCGCGAUUUUCGAGGAGCGUGGCCUCCCAUCCACGACAGGAGAGCGCGACGCUGCACGCGGGAACGCGAAUCCGCUCAUCGCCGCCUAUUACGUUCUCGUGGGCGAUGCGUAUGAAGCCCUGGAGAACCCUCAAAAAGCAAGCGAAUGCUAUAUUGCAGCACUGCAGGCUGACGAAAGCUGUGUGGAAGCGCUUGAACGACUCUUCUAUAGCAACGCGGUGGUAGCGUCAGUGCCGCUGGGCGCUUUACCCCCGAGCACGUCGUCCGGUGCUCAGCACAAGGCACUCUCUGUUGACCAGAUCGCACUCCAGGCGCUAUGGCCAUUCGAAACACCGUUUCCCAAGGAUAGUUCCCCUUCGAAGGUAUAUCUCAUGCUUGCGAACGAUCUUCGGUUCGAUGACUGGCGGAAACGUUGGUCCCUGGUACCUUGCUUCUUCUUGACCAUGGUCGCUACCCGGUUCUGGCGCCUCGGUUUCUGCCAAGAAGCGUACAGACUGGUCUCAUUUUUGGUCGCUGAACGAAAGGAACUGGAACUGAAGCGGAGCUUUCCCUUGUUUGUUGCGCUGCUGGCUCACCACCAGGACCUUAUCACCCUCUUCCGGUACGCGCAUCAGCUCGUGCAGGAAUUUCCGCGAGCGGCAGAGUCCUGGUACGCUGUUGGCAUGUACUACUUCGCAUCGGGGAAAUAUGAUGCAUCACGCGCGUACUUUCAAAAGGCGACGCUCUUAAACAGCAAUCUUGCAUACGUAUGGGUUGCGUAUGGCCACGCCUUUGCCGCUGUUGACGACAGCGAACAGGCGCUUGCGGCAUAUCGGACUGCAAUGCGUCUCCGACCGAAUGACCCGACACCGCUGCUUCAUGUCGGGAUGGAGUUUGCUCGGCAGAAUCAUCUGGCAAUUGCGCGCAACUUUUUUGAACGGGCAGCAGCAGCAGCAGCAGUAGUAGUAGCGCCUGUAUUGACCUCGAGUGCCGACUCGGACGCAGACGAGGACGCACUGGCAAACGGCAUCGAGCGUUCCCGCCCGUGGAAUGAACUCGGUGUGCUAUGCUAUCGGGACGGGGAGUACGCCGAGGCAGUCGCUUAUUUUCAAAAGGCAGCACGUCCACUCCAAGCGUACAAGAAAGCAUGGUCGAUGCGCCUAGGCCUAGACCAAAGAUAUCGCAUCUCCGAUGGUGGUGGAGGGUUUGCUCCAGAGAAACAGGCUGAAGCGGCUGUCCAACGACCUGUGCUACAACAGAGCGGCAUCGAGAACAGCCAAAGCACAAGCUCGGAUACCAACGCUCCCUCGGCAACAUCCGUCUGGUGCGAUCCCACGAGCACGUUUUAUGGCUGCCAAGAAGCGCGUAGUCUGCUGGCAACCAUUUGCAGUAAUCUUGGACAUGCGCUCAUUCGACUGCAGGCGAUAGACCUAGCUGCCGAAGCGCUCGAAGAAGCGCUACUGGUCGGACACGCUGUUCGACUUGCCCCGGGCUGCGCUGGGUCCGAUGCGCUGGCACGGGCGGAUACCUUGUCAGCGCUUGGCUAUGUGGAACAUGUGCGGGGCAGCGUGCAGAGAGCUGCUCAGCUCUAUCACGAGGCUGCCCGGGAACUUGCGCUUGCCGGUAUCAACGGGAGCACGCUGCUUCUGGACGCGCUCCUUGAACGCGCUGUAGAUGAGCUGGCUAUGCAGUCGAUCAGCGAAAUAGCCACCACGGAAUGA
Messenger RNA from Cyanidioschyzon merolae strain 10D, 1968 nucleotides. Its product is annotated as similar to cell division cycle protein cdc16. Gene Ontology annotation, molecular function: protein binding. Gene Ontology annotation, biological process: cell division. The coding region runs from base 1 to 1968 and encodes 655 amino acids. NCBI's taxonomy places the organism in Eukaryota, Rhodophyta, Bangiophyceae, Cyanidiales, Cyanidiaceae. The record is from RefSeq and is a predicted model, not a curated record. The transcript has a single exon.